AUGUCAAUGAGACUUGAUCCGACGCACAAUGACAAGGACAUCUUCCAAACUCCACAGUAUCAUACAAGAGAAAGGAACACAUUGCGCGCUUCUCUCUCGUUAGAGUUUGUUAUCAUGAAAGGCACCAAGAAGAAGAUUCCAUGCAGCAAGAAGCUUGGAGGAUAUUUGAGAGAGCAAAAGGGACGGCUUUACAUCAUCAGAAGAUGUGUGGUCAUGCUCAUUUGUUGGCGUGAUUAAACACUUGCGGCUCCUCGACAUAUACACAUCAGUACCAGACAACAUAUUGUGCACACAAUAUCUAUUUGUAGUGUACUACUAAUAUAUGAUUGAAGUCUUGAAGAAAUGGGGCUGGAUCUUUGUGGCUAUAAGCGACGUGAGAUGAGUUCACGAGCUGAGAAUAUAAUGGUUUCCAAGCAUUGAUAAAUAUAUAUCUUGAUAUCUCCGGGGUGUUUUAGGAUCUAAGUUAAGAUAAUAGUUUUUUUUGUAUUAGCUAGCAUGGAAAUGAAUAAUUAGAUCAUUUUUAAAUAUUAGUGUACGAUAUAAAAGUAAGAAGAGAAAAUAUGAUCAUAGUUUGUCAAUGCCAUAUCUUGGAGACUUUCUAGGGAAGUGUAUUUUCUUUCGCUGACUCUUCCAAGUCUUCAUUAUUGUUUUGAUAUUU
Eruca vesicaria subsp. sativa (arugula) is the source of this 658-nucleotide messenger RNA. Lineage: Eukaryota; Viridiplantae; Streptophyta; Magnoliopsida; Brassicales; Brassicaceae. The record is from the annotation of a GenBank genome assembly.